Molecule: messenger RNA, 2334 nt
Organism: Glycine soja
Lineage: Eukaryota; Viridiplantae; Streptophyta; Magnoliopsida; Fabales; Fabaceae
Product: O-glucosyltransferase rumi homolog
Exons: 7
Coding region: 512-2098 (528 amino acids)
Source: RefSeq, a predicted model, not a curated record
AACACUCACCUCCUCUCUUUCUCUCUCUCUCUCUCUCUCCCUCCCUCUAUUAUGUUAAUUAUCAAUUUGUAAUAAAGCUAAACAUCUUUCUUAGAUUCUUAGAUUCAUUCGCAUCUUUCUCAACUCCAAUCUACUCAUACAACACAUGAAAAAUUUACAGGCUCAUAACAACUUGUAGUUUCACGCUUUGUAGCACAUUUGAUUUGAUUUCUGGCUUUUCAACGAAUUUCCAAACACACAUUAUAUAUAUAAUAUUUAUGCAUUAUGUACUCAUCCAAUUCUCUUUUCUUCUUCUUCAGCCAGUAUAGUACCAAAGAAAAAGGAGGUAUAUAUCUUGGUCUUUAAUUUCUGAAACAGGCACACACAUUAGGUCAAAACUCACCGACCCAAUUGAAGACCCAUUCCAAAAUUUUCAUCUUUGAGCCCCUCCAUUCACAAGAAGCUCAAAACCUCAGAAGGGUAGGGGUGGAGUGACACAACACAAACAUUAACGCAGCCAUAAAAACAGAGAAUGAGAAAGAACAACGAGGUAGUAUUCACGCCGCAGCAAGAAGAGAAUCACGAAAUGGUGGGGAAUUUUCGUCAUUUCAAGGACAGCAUCUGGUGGCCAGUCGUGAAAUCAUUGCCACGAUCCACGGCGGUUCUCCUCUUUCCCGUCAUGCUCAUCAUCGGCGCGUUUGCUUACACGCGCACGCUCGACACACAUCGUAUGUUUUCCGGUGCAUCAUCUUCCAAAUCAGCACAAAGCACCACGCCAUAUGGCACGAGUCCUUUCACAGUCUCCAUCCGGAAGCCAAUAGCACCAUUGAACUGCACCGCAUACAACCUCACCGGAACAUGCCCCACAAACCUACAAGACCAUCAGAACAGUCCAGCCACCGCCACGUGUCCAGAUUACUUCCGUUGGAUCCACGAGGAUUUGAGGCCAUGGGCCCGCACGGGCAUCACGCAAGACAUGGUGGAGAGGGCAAAGCAAACGGCAAAUUUUAGGUUGAUAAUAUUAAAGGGUAGGGCUUAUUUGGAGACUUACUCAAGGCCCUAUCAAACAAGGGAUGUUUUUAGCAUAUGGGGGAUUCUACAAUUGUUGAGAAGGUACCCUGGCAAGAUACCUGAUUUGGAGCUUAUGUUUGAUUGUGAGGAUUGGCCUGUGGUUUUGGCUGAUCGUUACAAUGGCCCUAAUGUUGAGCAACCACCACCCUUGUUUCGCUAUUGUGGAAAUGAUGCUACCUUGGACAUUGUCUUCCCUGAUUGGUCCUUCUGGGGAUGGGCAGAGAUUAAUAUAAAGCCAUGGCAUAUUUUGUUGGGAGAGUUGAAAGAAGGCACUACGAGGAUACCAUGGCUGAACAGAGAGCCUUAUGCUUACUGGAAAGGUAAUCCAGCUGUUGCUCAAACCAGACAAGACCUCAUUAAAUGCAAUGUUUCUGAAAAUCAAGAUUGGAAUGCUCGUUUAUUUGCCCAGGAUUGGUUUCGAGAAUCACAAGAGGGGUUCAACAAAUCAGACUUGCCAAGUCAAUGCACUUAUAGAUAUAAGGUGUACAUUGAAGGUUCUGCUUGGUCAGUCAGUCAAAAAUACAUUCUGUCAUGUGACUCUACCACUCUACUUGUAAAACCUAAAUACUAUGAUUUUUUCACAAGAGGACUGAUUCCAGUGCACCACUAUUGGCCCAUAAAGGACGAUGACAAGUGCAGAUCCAUUAAGUUUGCUGUGGAUUGGGGCAAUAAUCACAAGCAAAGGGCACAUCAAAUUGGCAAGGUGGCGAGUGAUUUCAUCCAAGAAGAGGUAAAGAUGGACUACGUGUACGACUACAUGUUUCAUCUCCUGAAUUCAUAUGCUAAACUCUUCAGAUACAAACCCUCCAUAAGUGCCAAUGCUACAGAACUAUGUGUGGAGUCAAUGGUUUGUGAAGCUGAAGGAUCAGUAAAGAAAUUCAUGAUGGAAUCAUUGGUCAAGGUUCCUGCAAAUACUGACCCUUGCACCAUGCCUGUCCCUUUUGAUCCUCCAACUUUGUAUGCAACAUUACAGAGAAAGGAAAGCUCAAUUCAACAAGUUGAAUCAUGGGAAAAAAGUUAUUGGGAUAAUCAAACCAUAACAUCUUAAUGAAUAUUUUUUUUUUCCAUAUUCAACUUAACUCAUUCAUUCUUAGAAUAUCUUGGGAGGAUACAAGUAGAAUCUAGAUUAUCUUGUACUUGGCUAAAGAAACCAUAUCUUGCUUGACGAAUUAUCAGUUUUAGACUUUACGAGAAAAAAAAAUAGUUUGUUAAUUUUGUAAUGUUAUAAAAUUAUUAUUUUUGAAAAUGGAAAUGCUACAAGGUAAAUGUUCCACAGUAUCUCUA